UGAGUUUUAAUAUCAAACGUUUGCUACGUUCAGAAGCAGACAGUGCCAUCUCGUGAAAUGUAGUCUACUUAAGAAAAAAUACAGACGAAAAGCACUGAAACGGAGAAGAUAUGAGUGACACAGAGGAUAUCCAAGUGAGUUUUUGUGAAAAUUUUGAUGAGGAACCAAAAGAAACUGCCGCAGAGGUUGAAGAUGAAACGCAGAAAGAAGAUACUCAAAACAGUUUCAUAAAGAGACUGAAAUCCACCUGGCAAGCUAUUUUGAUUGGGAUUUUGCUCUUGCUUUUUUUUGGUGAGACUGUCGUCCUAUUUAGUCAGAUAAGUAAACAGCAAAGUCUGAGAGCGGAAUUACAACAUAUGGAAGAGGAGAUAUUCACUGCAUGGAAUAAUACCAAGCAGUUUAAAAUAGAAAACGAUCAGCUGAAGCAACUUCUUAACUCUACUUACAUAAACUUCACUCUCGUGGAAAAUGAGUAUGACCAAAUGAAGCUGCUCAUAAAUGCAACAGUGUACAAUUUCACCGUGUCUGCUGAAAACACACGGCCGAGUCUGCUCUUGAAGACCAUAUUGCAAGAAAAAACACAGUUAGAAGUGGAGAACAAAGAGCUUAACAUGUUUCUAAAUUCAACCCUGAACAACUUGACAUUGUUGUCUGCUGAAAAUACGCAGCUGAGCCUGCUCUUGAAGGACACAUCUCAAGAGAAAACACAGCUGAGCCUGCUCUUGAACAGCACACUGCAAAAAAAAGCACAGCUAAGUUUGCUCUUGAACAACACAUUGCAAGACAAAGCACAGUUAAAAGUGGAGAACAAAGAGCUUAAUAUGUUUCUAAAUUCAACUCUGAACAAUGUUACAUUGUUGUCUGCUGAAAAUUCAUGGAUGAGCCUGCUCUUGAACAGCACACUGCAAGAAAAAACACAUUUGGAAGCGGAGAACAAUAAACUUAACAUAUUUCUGAAUUCAAGUCUGUACAACUUUACCUUGUUGUCUGCUGAAAAAACACAGCUGAGUCUGCUCUUGAAAAACACAUUUCAAGAGAAAACACAUUUAGAAGUGGAGAACAAAGACCUUAAAAUGUUUCUAAAUUCAACUCUAUACAACUUAACCUUGUUGUCUUUGGAAAAUUCACAGUUGAGCCUGCUCUUGAAGGACACAUCACAAGAAAAAACACAGCUGAGCCUGCUCUUGGACAACACACUGCGGGAAAAAACACAGUUAAGCUCGCUCUUGAACAAUACAUUGCAAGACAAGAUCCAGAUGGAAGUGGAGAACAAAGAGCUUAACACAUUUCUAAAUUCAGUUCUGUACAACCUCACCUUGUCGUCUGCUGAAAAUACACAGCUGAACCAGGUCUUGAACAGCACACUGCAAGAAAAGACAGAGUUGGUAGAGGAGAACAAAGAGCUUAACAUGUUUCUGAAUUCAAGUCUGUACAACCUUAUGUUGUUGUCUUCAGAAAAUUCACAGUUGAGUCUGCUCUUGAAGGACACAUCACAAGAAAAAACACAGCUGAAUCAGCUCUUGAACAGCACACUGCAAGAAAAGACAGAGUUGGAAGUGGAUAACAAAGAGCUCAGUGUUUUUCUAAAUUCAACUCUGUACAACAUUACCUUAUUGUUGGCUAAAAAUUCACGACUGAGCCUACUUUUGAAGGACACACUGCAAGAAAAGACACAGUUGGUAGAGGAAAACAAAGAGCUUAACAUGUUUCUGAAUUCAAGUCUGUACAACCUUACACUGUUGUCUUCGGAAAACUCACAGCUGAGUCUGCUCUUAAAGGACACGUCACAAGAAAAAACACAGCUGAGCCUGCUCUUGGACAACACAAUUCAAGAGAAGACAGAGUUGGGAUUGCAGAACAAAAAGCUUAACAUGUUUCUAAAUUCAACUCUGGAAAACUGUAACCUUUUGGAAGAGGAGAACAGACAGCUGAACCUGCUCCUGAAUGAAUCACAGCACCUCAUCACCUUGAAGUCUGCAGAGAGCAAGCAGUUGAGCCUGCUUUUAGACAAUGAACGGCAAAAAUCCAUGCAGCUGGAAGCAGAAAAUCAACACCAGCGUUCAAUCCUGUUCUCUGACAAACUCUCCUUCCUCUGGAGAUUCUGCAACAAGACAACACUGGGGUGUUCACGCUGCUUGCCUGGCUGGACUGAGCACGCUUCACGCUGCUUCUUCCUGUCCAAAGAGGCAAAGACGUGGGAGGCUGCUCGCAGCGACUGUCAUGAGUUGGGAGGUGACCUGGCUGUUGUUCUGAAUGCUGAAGACCAGGCAUUCUUGACCAACAUGACUGUAGAGUUUGUACAGCACCACCCUGAAGAAAACUUCCAUUCAGCAUGGAUUGGGUUGCAGGACAUGGUCAGGGAAGGCACCUUCAUCUGGAUCAAUGGCGACAGAGUCAAGUCAGAUGUCAUUUACUGGAGGCACAUGGAGCCAAAUAAUGCUAUGGCCUCUUGGGACAAAGACCAGGCAGGACAGGACUGCGUGGCAAUUGUCCCACCAGGAGAAGUUGGGAAUAAAGACUGGCUAAACUCCUGGGAUGACAUUGUUUGUGGUGGUGCGCGGCACUACCUGUGUGAGACCUUGGCUCUCGGUUUGUCCUGACUGACAGAGCUGAGAUGAUGAACGCUGGACUCAUCACAAAUAAUCUGUUUAAGUGUAAAUGUAUUGAUUUACAAAUAUGAACAAUGCUGCUGAAAUUCUAUGUUUAAGCUAAUUCUAGGUGUAAUUCUAAAAUAUGUUUUAGAAUUCAUUUGAAGCAACUUGAAGCAAUAUUCAAGGUUCAUUUAAUUGUCCAGACAUGGCAAAAGACUCAGACUUGUAGAUUGAAUGAGGAUACAAAACUCUGACUAAUACAGGUUAAGGUCGUACAGCACCUCCAAUAUGAACUGAUGUCAUCAGUUUUAAAGAUUGUCAGGAUGUGGGGAAAAGCGACAUCAAACUCGCAACCCCAAAUAGGUUAAAUCUGCCCCUGAUCAUUUUACAUAUGUACAUAAAUUGAUGGCCAAAACAUUUUGGGUUACAAUGAUAUAAUUCAUAACAAGACUAUGUUAUUAUUGUUUGACACUGAUUUAAGUGUAAACUGAUUAUCUCCACCUUUAUUGCGGCAAGAUAUUGGACUUUUUUUUAGUCACGUAUUGUAUAUUAAACCAGAUGUUUAACCUCUUUGUCAUA
This is a messenger RNA of Scatophagus argus, 3170 nucleotides long. RefSeq names its product COP1-interactive protein 1-like. The coding region runs from base 111 to 2600 and encodes 829 amino acids. Lineage: Eukaryota; Metazoa; Chordata; Actinopteri; Scatophagidae. The record is from RefSeq and is a predicted model, not a curated record. The transcript has 2 exons.